Oryza brachyantha (malo sina) is the source of this 2802-nucleotide messenger RNA. RefSeq lists its product as uncharacterized. The transcript is spliced from 5 exons. The record is from RefSeq and is a predicted model, not a curated record. Lineage: Eukaryota; Viridiplantae; Streptophyta; Magnoliopsida; Poales; Poaceae. Bases 2 to 2497 code for a protein of 831 amino acids.
AAUGGGUUGGUUUAGUAACUUCGACUACUCUAAGUGGAAGGAAGUAGAGACUGUCAACAAGUAUGCUCUGUUCAUGGGAUACAUGUCAAUGGCUGUGCGUGGAAUGGGCUAUCUUGUGUUUUUAUGGACAACCGUUAUCCUCCUUGGUGGCUUUGUCUCGGCGCUAGAGAAGAUGGAUUUUUGGUGCCUCACAAUAAUUACCCUCAUUCAGACAGUCGGGGUCGUUGGUACUGUAUUUCUGAGGAAAAAUGUUAAGAAAGUUGUGUCAUCUUACCGCAAAGGCUUCGUCUCAACAAUAUAUACUUUUUACAUACCCAAAAAAAGUGAGAAAGACAAAAACAAUAAGAAUGCUUAUGGUAACGAUGGGCGCAUGACUAUUAACAAAAAGGAAGACUUACACCGUAGAACAGAGGAAGUAGACCAUUGGUGGCCGCUGUGGCUGGGUAGAUCAGUGGCGUUUGUCGCUUACCUGGUCCAGCAACUGGUGUUCGCCGUCGUCGCAGGGCCUCUGGUACUCGCCGUGACGGUGCUCUACUUCUGCGGGCUGGUCAUCUCCACGGGCCUCGCCGCCUGGCGCCUGCUCCGCCGCGACUACGGCGGGGGCGGCGUCAACCUGCAGGCGGCGCUGGACGUGCUCUACGGCCUGGUGCUUCUCCAGGGCGUGCUCUCCUACUACCGCUUAUCCUCGCGCUUCUGUGAGAGGAGGCUGGCGCACGACGUGGCGAAGGCGUACGCCCUCCCCGACCCAGAGGUGUACCGAUCCAACACCCAGCGAUGGCGCUAUUACACCGCGCGCGAUUCCUUGCGUAGAUACAUCCGUGAGACUAGGAUCGGGUGCGAGAAGGAUCCGUCCUUCGUCAAGCGAUGGAACCUGGUGAAGUACGCUGUGGAUGCCAUGAAAGAGGCCGAAACACCGCACUGCUCGCAGUUCGUGCAUGGGGCGAGCAUCCUGGACGCGCUCCUGGCAAACCCGGAGCUCCAGGAGCAACACACGCUCAUCAAGGAGCAGGUGAUCCAGUCGCCGUCCGCCGGCGACCUGCUCCGAAAGCUGCUGCAGCUGGCGGACACCCGGCGGGGUUACCCGAAGAUGUACGGCGUGUGGGUCAUGGCGCACCUCGCCGGCGACCUCCGCCCGGAGCAGCUCCAGCUCCAGCUCCCGCGAGGGAGCGACCUGUUCCGCUGUGUCGCCUCGCUGGUCCGGGUCCCCGGCGACGACAAGGACAUCGGGUUCGAUUUUCUGCAAGACGUGGCCGCGGCGGGCCUGAGUCUCCUCGGGAAGCUCGUCGCCCAUGACGACGGCUGGUGUCGUGCCGUCGCUGACAACGAAGACAUGGUCGGCAGCGUCAUGGUGCCCCUGCGCUGCGAUCCGGACCACACGAGGUUCCAGCAUGGCGAUACUAGGAGUAGUAGGGAUUACAUGCGCAUCAGGGAGCGGAUCGGCGCGUCCGUUCAGGUGUUGCGCCGCCUGGUGGCUGCUCCUGGCGACGCCGGCGAGAUGGUGCGCCGUCGAAUCUCAGGCCGCAGGGACGUGAUGGCCAGCAUGGAGGCGAUUCUUCGCUGCGACGAAUGCGAUGACUGCCGGCUCAUGGAAGGAGCACUGGAGAUCUACACCCUAUUACGCGGGGAAGACGAACCUUCGAUCAUAACAACAAUGGCAGGGCAUUUCAUCAAGAGGUUGGUACUCAUCUUCGUUAAACGCACCACUCAGGACGAAGACACCAUUUUGGCCGGUCAAAUGCUUGCAAAGAUAUCUCGCGAUGGCAAAGAAAACACCAGGAUAAUCCUGGAAGCGAAAGCUGAUGUGGUCAAUGAUCUCACCGGAAUACUUGAAGGCAAAUCCACCAAGUGCGGAAUAAUCGCAGCGCAAAUCCUGGAGCAGCUGUGUAUUCAUCACACUGAUGAUGAUGAUGAUGUUGUCCACAAACUCAAAGAACAUCUGAAGGAUAAGAUCCCAAAGAUUCUUGCAGAGACACUUCCUACCAAUGGAGAAUAUUAUUUUUGGUACGAACGGAACAGAGAAAUCCUGGAAGCAGUUUUAUCUGUAAUUGUGGCGAUGUCACGCAACUUAAUGAAAGCCCAAGAUUUGGCCGCUCUGUUUGAUGCCAUUACCAGUGAAGACUCGGCCGGUUUCAGCAUUCUAGACAAACUAAACCAGCUGUUCGAACAAUUAACAUGGGUCAUUACUGCCCACAUAAUGGGAGCAUUGAAGCUUGUCAUGGAGGUAUUCAUCCUAACCGCUAGACAUGGAAGCCAUGACGCCACGAAACACACGAGGAGAUUAAUGGGAUCACUGGCAGAUGCUGCCAAGCAAAUCGCAAACAGUGAGGACAUCAUGGUUCUCGCUGGCAGUUGCAGCGGCCAAAAGACUAUAAUUUCCCUCGCGGAAGAACUCCGAGCUGCAGUGGACAACCUCCAGCGCAGCAGAGAGCAUGCACCGGAAAUGGCGGUGGUAAUUGACCAUCCUAGCUCUGUCAACGCAACCCAGAUUAAUUACUGAGUAAACCAUAUUCGUUCGAUCAAGAAUAAAAUCAUAUUCAGCCUGUACUUUGUUAUAAUACGUGAUCUUAAUAUUGUAAAACGUACAGUGGGCCAUGAAAACCUGACACAUGUCUCUAGUAAAAAGUUGGCACGUAAGCCUCCACGCCAUGCACAGAGUAAAAGUGUGUUUGGUUGGUCUCUACUCAACGCGCGCGCGUGUGUAAUAUAUCUUGUGUUCUCGUGGUCAACCGUUAUCCUCCUUGGUGGCUUUGUGUUGGCGCUAGAGAAGAUGGAUUUUUGGUGUCUCACAAUAAUUACGCUCAU